Molecule: messenger RNA, 6058 nt
Organism: Passer domesticus (house sparrow)
Lineage: Eukaryota; Metazoa; Chordata; Aves; Passeriformes; Passeridae
Gene: HTR2A
Product: 5-hydroxytryptamine receptor 2A
Exons: 4
Coding region: 380-1795 (471 amino acids)
Biological process (GO): chemical synaptic transmission; release of sequestered calcium ion into cytosol; G protein-coupled receptor signaling pathway, coupled to cyclic nucleotide second messenger
Cellular component (GO): dendrite; plasma membrane
Molecular function (GO): G protein-coupled serotonin receptor activity; neurotransmitter receptor activity
Source: RefSeq, a predicted model, not a curated record
AAAAACUCUUUGAAAUACCAGCAUUGUGGAAGAGGCUGAAGAAAAAAGACACAGAACUGGCUAAACACAGCGAAGAAUAUGGUAAACCAGGGUGCAAAGUGCAUCUAUUUGCAGUUUGAAAGUGGGCUCUGAAGUGCAAUCUGGAUUUUCAAUAUAUGCUAACACUGGACUUCCUAUGGAACUGAAAACAAAAGAUUUCAGCUUUUGGAAUAAUUCUGGUAUGUUUUCUACAUCGUACUAGUGGCAAAAAUACAGUCGACAAAAGAUUGUGCUCCCUCAACUUCUGGCAUGGAGAGCUGAGGAAUAUAAUGCCCAAUGGUGACAAAGGGUGAUAAUUUCCUGUUUUUCACAAUUUAUCUCUGUGGUUUUGGACUUAGCAAUGGAUAUUCUUUGUGAUGGAGAGAGCUCUGUGAACCCAACUGCAAACUCCUUCAUACAAAUAAAUCAUGAGAGAAGAUUCUACAGAAAUGUUUACGGAGCUGGAGAAAUUAAUAUAUCACAUCUCUGCAACUUGACUGUGAACUCUGACAACCUAACCAAUCUUUCGUGCGAAAGUAACAUGAGCCCACCGUGCUGCCCUUCACAGAAAAACUGGCCGGCUUUGCUGACAGUGAUAGUGAUUGUUUUAACCAUUGCUGGAAAUAUUCUUGUCAUCAUGGCUGUUUCACUGGAGAAAAAACUACAGAAUGCCACUAACUAUUUUCUAAUGUCACUUGCAAUAGCUGAUAUGCUGCUGGGUUUCCUUGUCAUGCCUGUGUCCAUGUUAACCAUACUGUAUGGAUACGAAUGGCCUCUACCUAGAAAGCUCUGUGCCAUUUGGAUCUACCUGGACGUGCUCUUCUCCACGGCGUCCAUCAUGCACCUCUGUGCCAUCUCCCUGGAUCGCUACAUUGCCAUCCGGAACCCCAUCCACCACAGCCGCUUUAACUCCAGAACUAAGGCUUUUGCCAAAAUAAUUGCUGUUUGGACCAUAUCAGUUGGUAUCUCCAUGCCUGUACCUGUCUUUGGACUACAAGAUGACUCCAAAGUAUUUAAGAAAGACAUGUUUAAGAAAGACAUCUGCUUACUUGCAGAUGAAAAUUUUGUUCUAGUAGGCUCUUUUGUGGCAUUCUUCAUCCCUUUAACCAUCAUGGUAGUCACUUACUUUUUAACUAUCAAGUCGCUGCAGAAGGAAGCUAUGCUCUGUGUGAAUGACAUUGGCCCUAAGACCAAGUUUACUUCAUUCAGCUUCCUCCCUCAGAGUUCCCUGUCCUCAGAGAAACUCUUUCAGCGCUCCUUGAACAGAGAUACGGGGACUUCAGGGAGGAGAACCAUGCAAUCCAUCAGCAAUGAGCAGAAGGCUUCCAAGGUCCUUGGCAUUGUCUUCUUUCUCUUUGUUGUGAUGUGGUGCCCGUUUUUCAUCACCAAUGUGAUGGCUGUUAUUUGCAAGGAGUCAUGCAAAGAAGAGGUCCUUGGAGGACUCCUUAACAUAUUUGUUUGGAUUGGCUACCUUUCUUCGGCUGUCAACCCACUCGUGUAUACGUUGUUCAACAAAACCUACCGCUCAGCUUUCUCUCGCUACAUCCAGUGUCGCUACAAGGAGGAGAAGAAACCUUUCCAGCUGAUUUUAGUGAACACUAUCCCAGCACUUGCAUAUGACUCCAGACAGCUCCAGCUAGCACAAAUGAAGAGUUUGAAAAAAGAGGCGAAAAUGAUGGCCAAGGAUUACUCGACGGUCACGAUAGGAACGCAUCGUUUAGAUGGUACCGCCAAGGGAAAUACUGGCCCAGGGAACGAGAAGGUUAGUGGUGUGUGAUGGUCAGCAGCUGCCAUGACAACCACUCUGUGUGUGCUGAAAAUUCCACCUGCUGUGAGAAACUCUGAUAGCUUAGGAAAAUCAGCUGUGUUCAAGAGACCUUCCAACAACAUCAUAUACUCCUCACAUUAUCCUGUGGAUGAAAAGCAGGGUUGAAAGGGUAUCAAAAUGUGCAAUUUUUUUUCAUACAGUACGUUGGCUGUUUUAAGCACAGGCUUUAUUAAACUUAUUUUUUUAAUAUUCUAAAGGAUAUAUUUCUUAAAGAAAAAAAAGCAAUUUCUGGUAUUAUAACAUGGGCUGUGAAAAAACCUACGCAUUUCUUUUCUCUUUGCAAAUGAAAGCUAAGCUGUCCUUUGAUGUUCUUGCAGAAUAGGCUCCAGCUAGUUUGUCUUGCUACAAUUGAGUUCUGUUAUCAUUAACUGAAUGAGCACUUUACAGAAUUUUAAAUAAAAUGAUGAUUCAUUUGCUAAUAUAUAUUUAAAAUAAAUCUAAAAGUAUUUAAAAAUCUAUUAAAACUGCUAUAGAUUAAUUAUAUGAACAUUUUGUUAACUGUUUUUAUGCUAUUUUUUCUUCCUUAGUAACUAUCCUGAAAUGUCCCUGGACUUUUCUGCCAUUUGUUCUGUAUUUCAAAUAAGCAAUCUUCAAAGGUAAAUUAUACUUGAAUAAUCCUCUAUUCCCACCACCACUUGCAAUCUUUAUUUCAGGACUUGUAUUUUAUUUGCAUUCAAAAAUUUCAUGUGUUCAGCUUAAAAACGGAAAGUAAUGUUUUCAAAAUGAUUGGUCUUAAUUCCCUGCUCCCUCCCACCAGUGUUGACAGGAAGGUGAAGUGAGAGAAAAGUGGAAAACCAGGCACAACAUUGCCAAAUAAUUUCAGCACCACUUCCAGAUUCAUUACUCUGUUCAAUUCCAACAAAGUCCGAUUUAAGUAAUGUCAGAGGAAACUCUGCAUGAGUAAAGUCUUCAGUAAAAGGUUGAAGUAGAUCUGCUCUCAUCAUUUCUCUUUGGUUAAAAAAGGCCAUUUUGAAGAAUGUUCUAGUUUUGGUUUAGGGCUUGUAAAGCCAGAAUUAUUAGAAAACUGUUAGUUGCUAAAAACUGUUUUUCCUUGUUUCACUGUAUUGCUGUUAAGGCAGAUUGCUCAGGAAUGGUCAGAAGAUUGCACUACUAGGACUCAGCCUUAAUGAAAUAUGUAUGGGCAAAUGGGGCUCAGUUGAAAAAUAACAGGACCUGUAAACAACACUGCAUUUCACCUGCAUGGAUGCAAGGGCAGAAUACAUUGCAUAAAGAACAUAAAAUACAUUGCUUGACAGACAUGCCUAGUCAUGAAACUCUUUUCAUGACAUCAUAACCGAUGUCACUGAGGGCAGUGGGACUUUGCUGAAGAGGGGAAAUAUAAAUGCUGCACUCACAUGCAAAGUUUAAAUCAAAUAAUUUGAUUCAUUCCAUGAAUUUUGCAGCCAUAAUCUCAUCAAAAUCAGGAUGUAUUCCAGUUUUUGUGGAAAAAAACCACUGUCCAUCCAGAAGCAAAACUCCAAUGCCUUCAUCUGUCCUUCUAUUGAAGUUGUUCAGUUUUUACAGAGCAAUUAAAUUUCCACUAAGUCAAAGAAGGGGAGAGACAGAGAAAGAAAGUGAACCUUUUUCUAGCUUACCAGGUGGGAGUCUUUGGAAGAAGAAGGCCUUUAGCUUAAGAUACUGAUCUAUGGCAGACAAGCACUUAAAAGCUGGCUGGGUAUUUGACUGAUUUCCAAGAAACUGCUUUAUUGUCAUAUACAUGGUAUAACUAAAUCUGCUAGUUUUAUGAGCCCUUUCCUCUGACAUGGGAUAGGUAGGAGCCACUGUGCACCGGUCACACAGAAGCUCUGCAUGCACAUGAUGACACUGACUCACCCCACAGACCUCAGCCUCCAUGUCUGGGACAAAGUGUCAUGCUGUAGCCCCAUUCGCAGUCAUCUAUAACCUCACAGACAUUCAUGGGCUUCCCCCCAAAACUGGUCAUUUAGGAUGAAAUGAUAAAUCAAGUGGAAUAAAUGUCGUGCUCACCAGGUGCUUUAUAUGGUCUCUCUGUCUCUGGGUACAUUUGAUCACCUCAGUCAAACUGAACAGCUUCAGCAGAAGCAAAAAUGAACUUGCUGCUCCUACCUCCCUAUGUACACAUCCCACUCCUACCCAGCACUGUGUGAGGGGUGCCACUGGCAAAGAAGGCGUUCCAGGGGAAUUGCUAAAUGCAGCUGAGUAUGAGGACUACCAUAGUCGUAGCUGGGAGCAGUGACUUUCCACUCUUUCCUGUCAAAUUUGAUAUUGACCCUAAACAAUGCCCAUCUUGUAGCCCACAGGCCAGAUGUCUCCACUCCACAACUGGGGUGAUGGUUUUGAGGAUUUGCCCUUGGAAACAGGUAUCUCAGGGAAUAAGCAGGCAGUAAUAAAAGCUCUUUUGAGAAGAGGUCUGAGGCUCUAGAUCUGCUACCAAACCAGAUUGCCUUCAUAUGAUGAAUAUUGACAGGGGAAUGAAGGUCUCUAAACCUGCAUGUGAGGGGAAAGAAAACAAAGAGACUUCCACCAGGGGAGGGAAUCACCAUUUUUUUUUGCCAUUUAUGACCUGAUGCAAGUUUCUCUGGCCUUGCAAACGAAAACAGUAGGUGGCACAGACAGCUUGGAUCUUAUUGCCCAUUUGUGCCAGGGAGCAGAGCCCACCUGCAUCCUGUAUGAUGCACAUGGCACCCUGCACUUCUCCAGAGCUCUCAAUUCCUCCCAAAUCUCCUGAAGAUCCAAUUGCUGCUCUGCACAGUCUCCUUCACCAGCUCACAGCUGAUAAACUGUUACUGAAGAUUUCACAUUCAGUGCUUAUGCUCUCCACUUACUAUCUGCAUUUUGCCCACGUGGCAGAGCAGAUCAGCCCUCUGUUUCUCUUUAAUUUCCCUUCCUGUUCUUCAUUCACAAUGUCAAAUUGCUCAGGUUGCAAAUACUGACAGGGAAUGUUUCACUACAAUCACAGAGGGUUUCAAUUACUGGCUUGAAGUUUUGUUGCAAGGUGGCUCUGAACAUUUUUUUUUCCAACUUAUUUUAAAAUAAAACCUAUGCUUUGGACAUAAGAGACUUAACAGCAUUUCAUUAAUUGACAGCUGGAGAGAACAUAACACUGAGUUUUUGCUUAGAAGCAGGGAAAACUGAUGCCUGACAUUUUGAUUCUGUAGCAUUCAGGUGAUUUUAUUGAGUGAUCAGCAGCUUUUGCCUAAGUAGCCUCUCAAGGCCAAGAAUGAACAGCAAAGACCAAUAUCUCCAGCUCUUUAUGGACAUUUUUGACAGCUUAGAAAGGUCUGAUUCUGCCACCCUGCAUCAAAAUAUUAAUAGAUUUUUGUGCAGUUUGCCUUAGUGAGGAUGACAGAGUCAGGAUAUUAAUUUGUUCUAGCCACCAUGCCAAAUCUGCUAGGGUUGUUCAUCAGAAGAUAGCAAUUAAUGGUCUCAUUACACUGCAGACGGAUUACAAAGUUCGGCUGUUUUAAACUAGGAUUUACAGCACUUGGGCCAUGCUUGAAAUGAACACCACGGUUUAAUAUGACCAGCUUCAGAGCAGCAUCUCCAUCUUCCAAAAAACUGUGUUUUCAUUAUGCAUCAGAAUGGAAUGGAAUUUUUUGGAAUCUUUCAGGUUAAAAAAAAAAGAAAAGACAUUCAUACAGACUGGUUCAGAGGUUAGGGCCUUCCCCUACUUCACAGGAAAAGCAUGCUGAGUCAGUCUGUCAUGCCUGCAUCCAAAAAAACCACUUCCUCUGAAAAAACUUUUCAGCAUCAGUUUUUCAAGUAGAUUGACAUUUUAUUACUGUUAAGACUGCAUCUGAAAAAUGUCCAAAGACAUGAAGCUCACCAUGUAUCUCCUAAGCUGGUGUGCAUCCUUUUUACACUUCAGGGUAAAAAUUCCUAUGUAUCUAUCCCAUCCAGUCAACCAUGCACUGUACUUAUGUAAUUAUUGCCAGAUGGUGAGAUGCAUUCUAUUUUGAAUACCUAAAUGUUUGCUUAUGUAAAUACAUAGAGAAAAAAAUUUGUUGUAUUUUGUAAUGUUAAUGUAAAAUGGUGUUUCAAUGCUUUUCUGUUUUGUCUGAUCGCACUGCUAGUAAAGCAGAUUAAAAUAUUCAAAUGCAAUCAGUUGUUUUAUAAACUGGAGGUUUGUCUUAAAUAGCUAAUUUGGUUUGGUUUUAUUUCUCCCAUAAAUAUUCGUACAAUGUCUGCUUAAGGCUAAAGUAAUUUUAAAUAUUUUGCUGGAGAAAAAGAAAG